GGGGACAGCGCCGCGGUGGUGUCGUGUUGCGGCGGCGGCGGCUGGGUGUUCCGUUAGCGGGCUGUGUUCCGUUAAGAGUCGGGAGGUGGUGCGCGGAGGUUUAUUAGAGGAAAGGCCGCUGUGAGGAGGAUCUGAUACCGGAGAUCCAGCGGACAGCGCGCGGGGAUGGUGAGGAUGAUCAUGCUGGAGCUGCUGUAGGAGGAGAAAUGGCCAUCAGGGAGCUGAAAGUGUGUCUCCUCGGGGACACAGGAGUUGGAAAGUCCAGUAUUGUGUGCAGAUUCGUCCAGGACCACUUUGACCACAACAUAAGUCCGACGAUCGGCGCAUCCUUUUUAACCAAGACCGUCCCCUGCGGCAACGAGCUUCACAAGUUCCUGAUCUGGGACACAGCGGGGCAGGAGCGGUUUCACUCUCUGGCCCCCAUGUACUACAGAGGCUCUGCUGCUGCUGUCAUCGUUUAUGAUAUAACCAAACUGGAUUCCUUCCAGACCUUGAAGAAGUGGGUGAAAGAGCUGAAGGAGCAUGGCCCAGAGGAUAUUGUGGUGGCAAUAGCAGGAAAUAAGAACGACCUGGGUGAUAUACGGGAAGUGCCCACAAAAGAAGCCAAGGAGUUUGCAGAGUCGAUCGCAGCGAUAUUCAUCGAAACCAGCGCUAGAAAUGCUGUCAAUGUUGAGGAGCUCUUUCAAAAAAUUAGUCGGCAGAUCCCUCCACUGGAGGAUGCAGAUGUGGACAGCAAUGAGUCAUUCAAGAUCACGCGUCAGCCUCCCGCGUCAUCCAGACGCUGCUGUUAGUGAUGUGGGACCUCCUACAGUACCUCUUCCUCAAAGCUGGAUAUUUGAGUUAGCUUUGCAUAUAACUUUCCUUAACUGUAAAAAAAAACAUUAACCCAACUUCAGUGUUAAAAACAAAAAAUUGCCACGUUUUGACAGAGACUCUGUUAGUAGUAUAAUAUAAAGUAUAUUUUAAAAAUCACAAAGUUAACAAAGUUAAAGCUGAGUUAAAGCUAAGCUGAGUAUACAAAACUGUAGUGGCUAGUGCUAAUGCUGCUCCAGCCUCGGUGCUGGAGAAACAUCUCCUGUAUAAUGCUGAGUGGCUUAACUGCUCCUUACAACAUGACUGGUAAAGUUCGUACAUAAGGCGCACCAGAUUAUAAGGCACACUGAUGAUUUUUGGGAAAAUUUAAGGGAUUUUAAGUGCUCCUUAUGGUGCGAAAAAAAAGGUACCAUAUGAAAUCAAAUGUCUCAUAUAAAAUAAAAUAUUGUAAACUUUGUGGUGUAAUAAACCACUGUAAGAUGUAAAGAUCCACUUCAAAGAGUAAACCAGGUUAACCUAAAAACAAAUCUUAUUUUAACAAAUAAUAAAAAAAAAAAUUAUCCAGUUAAAGGAGAAAACCAGCUUUUUCCUGCCUAACCUCAGUUUGCCACACCUGUGGCGUACAGUGGAUUACCAUGGAUAGUUCUGUCCCUACUGUUCCUAAUACAGAACAGAAAGCAGAAAACUCCAAACAUGCUUAUAGUAACAGAAGCCAAUUUGGAAGAUGCUAAAAUUAGCAUAUGUGUCAAUUGACCAUACAGUAUGUAUGCAACAGAUGGGCAAUCAUGUCUCACAUCAUGCAUAGAGAUGAGUAGGACAUCAUAUUUCUCCAGGUAGAGUCCAGUGCAGUAUUACUUAAAUAAUUAAAAUAGGUAAUUAAAAUGUCAGAGGCCAUGCUGUAUUUGCAUUUGUAUUUGUAUUAAUAUAAUAUUCAUUCCUGUUUAUGUUUUUUUUUUUAACAUGUUAGUUUUGUUGGGGUUUUGUUAUAUCCGUUGGUGUUUCCUAAGUUUCAACACGUCCACAGGCUUAUGUUCAUAGUUUCGUAGUGCAGAUAUAUGAUAUGUAAUAUAGUUAUGUUGGAAUUUUAUGUCAAGAGGUAAACAUGACUGAAAAGCUUCAAUUGCACCAUUUUACACAGUGCACUAUUUGCUUGCCAUAGGGUAUUCUAAACUUUGCCACUAACUUGUGAUAUUGGAUGUGCUUUUGGUAAGCCUUUUCAAAGUGUUUUUUUACUAAUCAGUUAAGUGGCCUUAGAAAUGUGGUACUGUAAAUGUAAACCAAGUUCCUAAUACCUGCUUUACCUGUACUUUUGAAUGUGCCUUAAUACAGCGCUUCUCAAAUAGUAGAGUUGUCCUCGUCUACGGGAAGUUGAGGACUGAUUUGAGAAGCCCUUAGUAAAUACAGGAAGUGCCUUCAUACAUUAAUGGAUUUGCAAAUGUAGUAAAAGUUGAUUUAGUUUUUACAGUAAACAUGUAGAUAUUUUAACAUUGAAGGGGCAUUGACGUUAUUGUUAUUAUUAAGCUGUAUAGAAAACUAAACAGUAUAUACUUACUAUAGAGUGCAGAUUACAGUCAGGUUCUUGCCAUUUGUCAGAGAUUUACGUGAGAUAAAUGUGUCUUAAAGCAGGGAGAGGAUCCGAGGGCCAGAAUCAAUCACAGUUUGCUGAUUUCUUGUACCUGCUUCUACUGUCACAUCUAUAAAAAUAUGACGCCACAAAGGGUUCUUUGAGCAUUGCCAUAGAAGAACCACUUCAGGUUCGAUGAGGAACCCGUUUGGUAAAUGAGAUCUGUAAGUUUGAAUAAUUUUUUUUCUUUUUUUUUUUGUAUCCUAUUUUCUCCCCAAUUUACAAGGCCAACUACCCAUCCCACUCAUUAGGACUCCCCCUAUUACUAGUACUGCUCAAACACCAGGAGGGUGAAGACUAGCACAUGCCUCCUCCGACACAUGUGAAGCCAGCCACCGCCACUUUUUGAACUGCUGCUGAUGAUGAAAAGCGACGCAACUCGGUUCCGAUACAUUUUAUUAUACAAUAGCGACACAAUUGUGCUCUCUCUCAGGGCUCCGGCAGCUGAUGGCAAGCUACAUAAACAGGAUUCAAACCAGCGAUCUCCUGACUAUAGUGGCAGCACCUUCUGUAAGUCUGCUGGACUACUUGGAGCCCCCAGAACAACUUUUUUUUUUUUUUUUUUAUAUACAAAGUGUCUUUUUUUUUUUUAACCAAAAAAAAUCCUUUAUAAUUUCUGCCCAGCAAGCCACCAACGUCAAUAGAUGUUACCUGGCUGAAUGUAGGACCUAAUGUUGGGUAACCAAAACUCAAUGUGAGGCCAACUAUAUAAUGUCAUAUAUAUUUUAAUGCUGGAGCUUGAUGUCCAUUCAAUGCUACUUUUGAUGGAUAUUUAUUUGAUUUUGACUUGAUUUGCCUCAGCUGUCCUUGGAUUUUAUUAAGUGUUUGGACUUAAUAAUCAGUAAAUUCAGGUUCUGAUUUUCAGGACCUGAUUUUGAGACCCUUUUUUUCUAAAUCAUCGAUAGGUACCAUAUUAAAUGUGCCUCAUAGAAUAAAUUACAUGAACUUAUGGCCAAAUACUCUGAAAAAAGUCACACACUCUAAUAUUUGGUUGGACAGCCUUUAGCUUUGAUUGCAGCACACAUUCACUGUGCCAUUGUUUCAGUAAGCUUCUGCAACGUCACAAGAUUUACUUCAAUCCAGUGUUGCUGGAUUACUUUUUCACCAAGAGGAACAAAGCCUUCUCCAGCCCAUCCCAAAGAUUCUCAAUGAGGUUAAGAUCUGAACUCUGGACUGGUGAACAAUCCAUGUGUGAAAAUGAUGAUCUCAUGCUCCCUGAAUCACUCUUUCGCAAUUCCAGCCCCAUGAAUCCUAACAUUUUUAUCUUGGAAUAUGGUCGUGCCAUCAGUGAAGAAAAAAUCAAUUGAUGGAAUAACCUGGUCUAUAUUCAGUGUAUUCAGGUAGUCAGCUGAUCUCAUUCUUUCAGCACAUACUGUUGCUGAACCUAAACCUGCAGACCAACUGCAGCAUCAACCAACUCCACAUCAUUUACUUACUUAAAUCCAGAUGGAUUACCAUUUCAUGUUACUUUUAAAGGAUAUGUGUUUUUUAACUAAAGCUAAGUGUAAGUUGAAUGUUAUGAGUUGAAUGUUAUCAGUGUUUUUCUAAUGUCAGAUUGAUAUCCAGUACCUGAUAGGUUAAUUAUUCUUUAUGAAACUAGAAUGGUUCUUCUAUGGCAUUGUACAGGAGCACAAAAAGCACCAACCACGAGGAUCAGAGUUCCACCACCCCUGUUUUAAAUUGUUUACUCAAGUCAGAAGAACUUUGCCUUAGCAUUGCACAGUUGCAACCAGGAGAGGGCAGUGCAGACUUGAGCCUUAAAACUGAAUCCAGCGUAUUUGAUCUCUGCAUAUGUGUUUCAGUGGACUUAGGGAUAAAACAAUGAAGAAACAUUAAUUGUUGUAUUGCACAGCUUAUUCUUUGUGUACUAUUAAUGGAUUAUGUUGUAUUGCAUUUAAUAAGCCAUUAGAACCAUAGUGCAAAAUGAUAGUAAUUAAGUUUCAGCUGAGUUAGCGAAUGAAUUCAGCUUGUCUGAGGCCUUGUGUGAUUGGCUGACUGCUUAUAGUAAUCAGUUAGUAACAGUUAGUCACAUAGUGAUGAGCACAUUAAGGUCUUAACAGGAUCUGCCCUAGAAUAAACUUCUGCCUUAAUUGCUGGAAUAUUAAUCACUGAUUUUUAAAAACAAUUUCUUAAUUAUGUUGCCGAUACUAGUUAGGACCUCAUCAUGUAGAUGAUGUAGACAUCAUGUUACCUGUGUCUGAGCUGCAGAGAUCAGAGUAAUGUGUUUUGUAGUAAUAAACAUUUUGUUAAUAAAUUUGGAUCUGUACUCCUCUA
Astyanax mexicanus (Mexican tetra) is the source of this 4711-nucleotide messenger RNA. RefSeq names its product RAB31, member RAS oncogene family (gene rab31). The record is from RefSeq and is a predicted model, not a curated record. Lineage: Eukaryota; Metazoa; Chordata; Actinopteri; Characiformes; Acestrorhamphidae. The transcript is spliced from 7 exons. Gene Ontology annotation, molecular function: GTPase activity; GTP binding. The coding region runs from base 207 to 791 and encodes 194 amino acids.